Messenger RNA from Metarhizium brunneum ARSEF 3297, 1713 nucleotides. RefSeq lists its product as uncharacterized. The record is from RefSeq and is a predicted model, not a curated record. Lineage: Eukaryota; Fungi; Ascomycota; Sordariomycetes; Hypocreales; Clavicipitaceae. Gene Ontology annotation, biological process: proteolysis. Gene Ontology annotation, molecular function: aspartic-type endopeptidase activity.
AUGCCAGCAAACGGCUUCAACAUGCGGCAGCACUGGAUGCUUCCUAUUGUCCUCGCUCCAAAUGUCCUCUCCCAAGCACCUCCGGCAAAGUUAGCUGUCGCUGCUAUCGAACACUUCGAAUCUUUCCAGGCGGGGCCGUUCCAGCCGCUCAUGCACAUUGACCUCGGCGAUUCGCGCCAAAAUAUUAAAUGCAUCUUCGACACGGGCUCCUCCGACAUCAUCGUGCCGAAGGCCGGCAGCGCCGUGUGCGAGCUCGCAAACCAGCAAUGUCGAAAAGCCCCUGUCGUCAUGGGGGACUUUGAGCCUGCCGAGAGCAAAGACGUUACGCAGGUGAAUGGUUCGACCUUCAACGCUAGCUUCUCAGGGGGCGACGGUUUCGACGGCCCAUAUAUCAAGACGACGAUCAAUGUUGGGGGCGCCAAGGUCGAUGAGUCGCAGGUUGCGUUGGCGGUGAAUGGAAGUCUUCCGGGCGAUUUCCCGCAGUUUCCAAUCUGUGGGGUCGGACCGGUGGAAGCGGAGCAGACGGACAAGAAGUAUGUUAAUCUGGUGGCUAAGAUGAAGGAGAAUGGGGUCAUUGAGUCUAAUGUUAUGGGUGUUGUGUUGAACCGGAAUCCCUUCGAGAAUGGCUCUGUUGUCUUUGGAGGUAUUGACAAGAGCAAGUUCAAAGGAGAACUGCAGGAAGUUCCUAUCGAUCCGGUUGAAGGUGGAAAGAUUGCUGAUUUUGUGGUCAACAUGACUUCUAUUCGGCUACAGAUGAACGAUCGCCCACCUAAGCAGGGCCAGCAGGGCCAGCAGGGCAAGGGGGGCAAGAAAGGUAAACAAGGUCAGCAAGGCCAGCAAGUCCGCCGUUCUCAUUACGGCCGGGCUCUUCCUCGGCCUUCAGAUGGGAGCCAUGGGCACCAUGUAUUAAGUAAGAGGGAAGGUAACAACGAGGACAAUGGUGACAACGGAGGCAGAGGAGGCAAAGGAGACAGAGGAGAUAGAGGAGGAAAUGGAGGCAAAGGGGAUAACCAACGGGAUAAAGGUAAUAGGAACAACGGAGACGGAGAAAAUAACAAGAAAGGAAACGGCAAAAAUAACCAAAACGGGGGAAACAACAAGAAGAACAACAAAAAUGGCAACCAAAAUAAUGGCAACCAAAAUAAUGGCAACCAAAAUAAUGGCAACCAAAAUAACGGCAACCAAAAUAACGGCAACCAAAAUAACGGCAACCAAAAUAAUGGCAACCAAAAUAACGGCAACCAAAAUAAUGGCAACCAAAAUAACGGCAUCAUAGACCUCGGCCUUAAGCCCUCCGAAACGUUUACCCUCAUCGAUACAGGCGGCGUCGGCCUCCAACUCCCGCGCGGCUCGGUCGAAGCUAUGGCUAAGGCUCUCGGUACGAGGUUCAGAGACGGCGGGCUCGACUCUGUCGACUGCGCCGUGGUAUCUGACAAUAAUAAGCUCCUGUUUGGAUUCAAUAACGACAAGACCGUCGUCAGCGUACCCCUAAGCCACACCAAACUCUCCAACUCCGUACUGAACGCAGAAGAACGAGCCUCUGGGAAGUGUUUCCUGGAUAUUAGCGCAGUAGCGCCAGGUAGUAACCUGAACAGCAUGGGGUUUCCGUGGGGGUCGGCCGUGUAUACUGUUUUUGAUUUAGAUAAGAACAGACUGCUGUUUGCGGAGGCGGUUGAGAAUUCCACGCAACCAGAUCUCCAGCCGUUUCCCUAA